GUCGCCAACCGACACAAAUGCACGGAUCACAUUAAGACUUAUCCGUGCGGUGCAUCAAGAAAAAGGUUUUGGCCUAUUUUAAGUGAAAUCCUAUCGAGUAGACUCUUGAGGGAGGUAGUUUAUCAAGUUCAUUUAGCACAGUUAAGCCCUUUAUCAUUACCCAUGUGUUCCGCUCCUGCUGCCAUUCCACCCUCACAACGCUAUUUUAAUUGUUUCUAUGAGUCCUUUAAGGCACCGAAUUCUAGAAAGGUUGUGGGAAUGCAGACCACCCUGCAGCAAACCGAGAAGCGAUGUCGUUUGAUCCUCGGGUCUGCGGAAGCCAACGAACUCAGGGCGAUUGCGCAUUGCUUUGGCUACGACCUCCAUCGUUUUCAGCCGCAGCUACUUUCCUACAUCACCUUGGAUGUGGUAUCUGAAGAGAAAGUUCAUCGUCGACUCAUAGAAAGUCGAUUUUUCGAUAUGAUGCUUGAGGCUUGUAUGGUGAUGGAACGCCUCAGAAGAGUUAAGACGUUAGUACAGUUAGAAGACGCUGAGAGAAGGAUAUUGAGGAGUUUGGAAGUCCAACAACGAGUAUUGUCGAUGCGAGCAGAGAAGGAGCGACAGGCUGACGUCGCCACGAAUGAGGAGUCUUUGCCUCACGGUAGCCAUACUACGCAACAUUUUGAUAGAAAAUCUGACGCAUUGUUAUUGCUUCAGAUCGAAGAGAAAGAAGCUCGUCUUGCGAUUCAAAGACAGCAGUUUCUUCUUGCUGUGACCUUUAAUGAUUACGGCGUCAAUGGGGUAAAAGCCAACCAACGUGCUCAAGAUAGGCAUGAAUUGUUGAAUCAUCCACUUGGGCGAGAGGAAUUCAGCCGUCUUUGUUCAGAAGAAUUCCGUCAACGGACCUUCAUAAUGCAAGAAAGUCAUGUUGCCUUUCGUGCGAUUGCUGCAGAAGAAACAAAAGCCUUUUGCCAGAUGUAAAAUACCUUCAAAUGAACAUCAGCUCAUUAUCUCUACAUUACUUUAAACGAUUUGUAUAUUCUAUAUUUGUAUCGUGAGGGAAAGUGCAAAGGGGCAUGAGUGUGUUCCAAGAAA
Messenger RNA from Phytomonas sp. Hart1, 1074 nucleotides. Lineage: Eukaryota; Euglenozoa; Kinetoplastea; Trypanosomatida; Trypanosomatidae. The record is from the annotation of a GenBank genome assembly.